Messenger RNA from Octopus bimaculoides (California two-spot octopus), 1537 nucleotides. Its product is annotated as chitinase-3-like protein 1. NCBI's taxonomy places the organism in Eukaryota, Metazoa, Mollusca, Cephalopoda, Octopoda, Octopodidae. Gene Ontology annotation, molecular function: chitin binding; chitinase activity. The record is from RefSeq and is a predicted model, not a curated record. Gene Ontology annotation, cellular component: extracellular region. Gene Ontology annotation, biological process: carbohydrate metabolic process; chitin catabolic process.
UAAUACUCGAUUAUAUAAAUAUAAUACAAACAUUUCUAUUGUGACAACCUUUAGGUUUUUAUAACGUUUUACACCAUAGGAGAGAGAAAAUAACUUCGAGAUGUUGCUUUCUUUAUUUAUCGGUUUAUCUGCUGUAAUGGCAACCCAAGCAGUCGAUAUUCCAAGCAACGCUCGUGUCUGGUGCUACUAUACCAGCUGGUCUCAAUACCGACCCACUGGAAUGAAAUAUACAGUUCAGAAUAUGGACGCCUCUUUGUGCACACAUAUAGCGUUUGCUUUUGCUGUUAUGAAAGAUAACAGUAUAAUUCAUUUCGAAUAUAAUGAUAUCAACGGAACCUGGACAAAAGGAAUGUACUGGUAUUUCAACCAAUUCAAACAAACCUACCCCCGUAUAAAGUCAUUUUUAUCUGUGGGCGGUUGGAAUUUCGGUUCCGUAAAAUUUAGUCAAAUGGCAAACAGCCCUGCAACAAGAGCAACUUUUGUCAACUCUGCUGUAGAUUUCUUAAAGAAAUGGAAAUUUGAUGGCUUAGAUCUUGAUUGGGAAUAUCCUGCUUUAAGAAAUGGCUUGAAAAAGGAUAAAGAACAUUAUACUCUUUUGAUAAAAGAGCUCCAUAAGAAAUUCAGUCUACAGACGCCAAGAUUGCUGUUGAGUUUUGCUGGACCGGCACCAAUUGAGAAAAUCGAAGUUGGAUUUGAAGUAGCAAAGAUUAGUCCUUAUGUGGAUUUCAUCAACAUCAUGACCUAUGACUUCCAUGGCUCCUGGGAAAAAAACACUGGUCACUCAAGUCCUCUUUUCCCUCAUUCAACUGACAAAGGAGAUCUUAUAAAUUGGAAUGUGACCUGCAAGAUGUUACAGAAAGGAGCUAAACGUCACUACAUUGAUGAACAGAAGGUUCCAUAUUUAGUGCUGGGGGAUCAAUGGGUUGGAUAUGAAGAUGAGGAAAGUGUCAGAGAAAAGGUUCACUACCUGAGAAUGCAUGGUAUAAAUGGAAUGAUGAUUUGGGCAAUUGAUCUUGAUGACUAUAAAAAUUACUGCAACAAAGGCUCAUAUCCCAUGAUGCAUACAGUCAUAAAAGCUUUGAAAGACACUGAAAAUUUACGUCCUGAAGACAAAGCUGGAAUGAUUAAAGACAACAAAUUUUGCUUCAGAAAGAAAGCAGGUUUCUAUGCAGAUCCCAGUAACUGUCGAAAUUAUAUUUACUGUGGUUCAGUAAUGGAGAAAUAUACAGGACAUUGCAACAAGGGUCAUCGGUGGAAUGAUACAAAAAAAUCAUGCGAAGUUGAUCAGAGCAACAGUUGCACACAAUAGUUGCUUAGUAACUUUUUUAAUUGGAAGAAUGUACAGAAUGGAAGCAGCAUAAACUAUGCAAGGCAGAAAUUCCAGAAUAAUCAAUGUCUUUAUAUGCGUAAUAAUCAAUGUCAUUAUAUGCGUAAUAAUCAAUGUCAUUAUAUGCGUAAUAAUCAAUGUCAUUAUAUGCGUAAUAAUCAAUGUCAUUAUAUGCGUAAUAAAUAAAAUAAAAUAUUUUUUAAAACUCAA